Molecule: messenger RNA, 1302 nt
Organism: Nicotiana tabacum (common tobacco)
Lineage: Eukaryota; Viridiplantae; Streptophyta; Magnoliopsida; Solanales; Solanaceae
Source: RefSeq, a predicted model, not a curated record
UCUAUUGAUCAGUUGAGUUUGUGUUGUCGAAAAAAUUCAAAGAGUUUCAGAGUAGGCAUUAUAUCCUAGAGAUAUAGGAAAUUACUGUUUUAAUUUCAUUUAAAUUCUCUUCCACGGUUUUACUGCAUUUGAUUAUUGUUGCUAUUUUGCAUCAAUGGCGUACUUCACCACUACUAUGGUCAUGAUUUGGUUAGCCGGCAUUUUAUGCCGAGGAGGAUGCCAACAAAUAACACAGCCUCCUAAUGCAAUAGUAGCAUUAGAUGGAUCAGGCAAUUAUACGACAAUAAUGGCUGCAGUCUCGGCAGCUCCAAACAAUAGCAUUGCAAAAUACUACAUCCAAAUAAAAGAAGGAACCUACAACGAGUAUGUUCAAAUCGAAGAAUGGAAAAUAAAUAUAGUUCUCAUCGGAGACGGAAUGGACAAAACCAUAAUAUCAGGGAAUAAAAGCUAUGGAGGUGGCAUCCGGACAUAUGACAGUGCUACCGUAGGGGUGAAUGGGCAAGGAUUCAUGGCGCAAGACAUCACUUUUCGAAACAUUGCUGGAGCUCAGAUGCAACAGGCAGUAGCUUUAAGAGCAACUGCUGAAUUAUGCACCUUGUAUAGGUGUAAAUUCGACAGUUUUCAGGACACCUUAUACGCACACUUUGGCAAGCAGUUCUACAGGGAGUGCACAAUUUUGGGCACCAUUGACUUUAUAUGUGGCGAUGCUGCUGCGGUGUUCCAGAAUUGUUUAAUUGAAGCACGUAUGCCACUUCCUGGCCAAUAUAUUACCAUCACAGCACAAUAGAAAAAUAUUGAGAAUGAAGCAACGGGACUACUCGUGUUGCAAAAUUGCACGUUAAAAUUAGCAACUCCAAAUGCGGGUAAUGUGACUAUGUAUUUAGGGCGACCAUGGGGUGACUUUUCAAGUACUGUGAUCAUGCAGAGUUACAUAGACCUAUUGAUAAAUCCAAAAGGCUGGAUAGAGUUUCAGGGAGAGCCCCUAGUUCGCCCAUUCUAUAUGGAAUUCAAAAAUAGAGGACCCGGUGCAAACACAACUGGACGUGUGACGUGGGCGCGUGUCACUAAUGAUCCUAAUGUCGCAUCAUGUUUCACUGUCAGGAAUUUUAUCCAGGGUGAUAAAUGGAUACCCUCCACAGUCCCACAUUACUUAGAUCUGCUAUGAAUGCAAAUGAUACUGUAAUCCACGAUUUCUGCUAGUUAUAGCAGUAUAGUAUUUGUUAGUAGUAUUAAUAUGGCUUGCAAUUUUUUCCUCAGCAAAAUAUGUAGUAAAAUGUUAAAGACUCAUGUUUUUCAUAACGU